AUGCGCAGUCACACUUGGAUGUGCAGCAGGCCACCGUCCACGCCCGUGGUCGGAGACCCACAGUUGCAACACCUCGACCCUCAGCCCGCGGCGGCCCAGCACGUGGGGAGCCACGUGGUGCGCCGGGCCGAGGCCGCGCUACCGCCGCCAGCAAGCGGUUUUAUUCUACCCACGCCCCACCGGCCCCGGGGUUCGCCUUACCCGCGCUUCCCCAACGUGCGGAGCCGCUCCCGGCCCGCACCGCCCGCCCUGCCCCCGCCACGCGGUGUCCGCACCGCCGCCCGCUCCGGGCCGGCCGAGCAACACGCGCCGCCGCCGUACCGCGGCCGAGAGGCCGAGCGCCGCGCCCCGCGAGAGGCCGCUGCCGUGCGGCCCGGACGGAGAGCGGCGCGGGACGGUCCCCGCCCGACCAGGCCUCCCAUCCCCCAGAGCGGCGCAGGCUCCCCAGCGCCUCCCGCAGCCCGCCAGCGCCUGACUCACCGCCACCGCCCGGCCGUCCUGUGGUGUCUCGCGCCCUCUCGGCGCCCUCCGGCCCCGCUCCCCGCCCCGCCGCUCCGGGCCCGGCCGAACGAGGCCGGCGCCACUUUCCCGCGCACUAGGCCGGAGUGCGCCAGCGCCAUCAUCCCGCCGCCCUCCGCCGCCAUCCCUCGCUCCCGGCCCGGCGCCCGGCCCUCCCCACCCAGUACGGCGGAUACCUGCGGACUCCGAACCCCGCUGCGGCAGAAGCGCGCCCGCACGUCGCUAGGCCUCGCUGGCUGCCGGCCGUGCCCGCUGCUCCCGAGUCCCUUCUGGCUGCGCCACACGCGGCUUGCACACGGCCCCGCGCACUCUCCCCUAGAUCGCCCCGCCCGUCCCUACAACUCUGCACACGGCUCGCUAGAGUCCACCUCUCAGCCAAUGAGCGCGAAAACGCUUUUCCGGAUGGCCAAUCGGAGUUGAGAAUGUGGACGACCAAUCAUCGCUGCCGGAAGGCGAGAAGAAUCCCCCCUCCCCCUCCUGGCAGCUCCGCGCGCUCGGCUGCGUGCUGGGGGAGGGGGGGAGCGGCGGGUGCCGCUUUGACGGAAGCUGCGAGCUGGCGGGCGCUCCCGGUGUGCUGCAGGACGGCGUGGUGUAGUCGGGCUGCCGAUGGGCGCUGCGGCACCUCCCUGCCCCUCCCUGCCCCUCGCACUGUGACUCACCACCUAAGCAGCUCCGGGUUCCUCGCCGCGCCUCUCCCUUCCCCCAUCCCGAAGGCAGCGCCGCGCCACCCGGUGAUGCAGCAAAAAGCGGCGGCGGGACCGGGCCGCGCCUCGGGGAGCCUCGCACCGCGCUUGGACGUCCCCAGCCUGCCCGCCUGCCGGGGCCGCGUGGGGCUGCCUCGGCCCCCUCCCUGCUCCCGCUCGGUCCCGCUGCCCUCCGGCGGGCGCUCCGCACAACGGCUCGGAAGCGGGGCCGGGGGCUGAGCGGAACGGGGUCGGGGCGAGGCGGGCAGCGCGCGGAGCGGCGGCCGCCAUCUUGACGGGGCAGCGGGCGCGGGGCCGGCGGCAGCGCGACGAAAUGGUGGACGCGGCGCCGUGGCGCCCAGGGCUGCCGCUGCGCCCGGCGGUAAACGGGGACUGUGAUGGUUUCCACAUUGUAAGCGAAAGCUACGAGAGGGAUUUUCUUUGAAACGCUGAAUUAUUAAAACAAAUCUACUCAGA
Messenger RNA from Gallus gallus (chicken), 1679 nucleotides. Its product is annotated as atherin-like. The transcript is spliced from 3 exons. The record is from RefSeq and is a predicted model, not a curated record. The coding region runs from base 1 to 939 and encodes 312 amino acids. Lineage: Eukaryota; Metazoa; Chordata; Aves; Galliformes; Phasianidae.